AUUAUGAAAGAAACAAAUUAAUGAAUAAAAAUAGACUUAAAAUGAUUGACGGCGGCGAUCGGUGUUAGGCAGCGAUAAUGGAAAAUGUAAAUUGUAAAGCUUCCUUAUCGUUACAAAGCGUAUCGCCAGUCGCUGUUGACUUUUAUGUAAUCUGACGUGUUUGUGUGCGACAAUGAUUGUUGAUGAUAGUUAAUUACAAUAAAAUAUUAUUUGGUUAUUGUUAUUUUUAUUCGAGUUGUCAAUAAACAACGAAGAAUAUCAAGGUUGUUGAAAAUAUUUGCUGUUUCAAAUAUUACGAAUACACCUGUGCCAUGACUAAUGUUUACUCAAAUUCGAUGCUUAACCGCGGUGAAAACUUUGAUUACAAUUCAUGGUUACAAAACUUCGUCAAAGUCGAGGAUGUUUUUAGUUCUAAUAGCACGUCAUCGAAUAACGAUGACAAACAAUUAUCGAUUGUUCCCAAUACGAUGGUUGAUUCAGGGCCAAAAAAUGAUGCUAUUAGACUGGAGACUUUGAUGGACAAUUCGCAUACUGAUCGUCGCAUUAGAGCGACCGAAGCGGUCUUAUGCGAUCCGAUAGAAACGUCACAGGAAAAAUCACAUCUUCAGUACUGUCAAGAGUCGAUGACAGUUAACGAAGCAGUAAGCUGCACGAUAAGCCCCGAGUAUCAUCACGGAAAACAUUGUAUCUGUUCCAACAUUUCAUGCAAAUCGUGUAACUUUGGGCAAGGGUCGGUAAUUCUCACAGAAGAGGAGUUGUCUAAAACAGAAAACAGUAUAGAUAAAUGUUCCGCUACCAUUGGGGAUGACAAUAUGUAUAAAUGUAAAAUUUGUGAGAAGAGAUUCACUCGGAAAAGUGCGCUGGAACGUCACGUCGACGGUCAUGCUGUGAAACAAGGAUACAGGUGCGACGUGUGUCAGAAGUCGUUUACCAGGAAGGAUACGUUGAAUAUACAUAUAGCGAACCAUCACGGGAAGCCUCGCCACAUAUGCGAGAUCUGUCAGAAGUCAUUCUCUCGAAAGCAGCGUUUAUUAGCCCACGCAAUCAUUCACAGCAGGAACCAGGGGCACGACUGCAAGUUUUUCUCGCAGAAAUCAUUCGUACCUGAAAACUUUAUGACCUCUCACAUGAGCAUGCAUCCGAAGAGGAAAAUUCACGAGUGUAGUAUUUGUAAGAAAAAUUUUUCUAGAAAGGACAGACUUGUAUCUCACAUAGCUUUUCACACCGGUAAAAAGCCACAUGAGUGUAAUAUUUGCCAGAAAUCUUACUCCAGAAAGGACGCGUUAAACCUUCACAUUGCAAGUCAUACGGAGAAACCUAUGUAUGGCUGCGAUAUAUGCCACAAAUAUUUUAUGCUAAAAUCUCGCCUCACUACUCAUAUCGCUGUUCACAAUGGAAGGAAACUACACAAGUGCAAUAUUUGCCACAAAUCAUUUUUGAGGAAAGAUCGUUUGAAGUCUCACAUUGCGAGUCAUAUGGGUAAAAAGUUACACGAAUGCAAUGUUUGUCAUAAGUCAUUCUCGCGCAAAGACAGCUUGUAUGUCCAUAUGGCUAUCCAUCCGCAAAGUAGAUUGCACAAUUGUAAUCUCUGUAGAAAUUCAUGCGACAUUAAAGUAUCGUAAAAGACAAAUUUUUGAAAAUAUACAAAUUUAAUUUUUUAUUGCAUGUUGAAACUUUCAUCGUAUAUAUAUAUAUAUAUAGAUUAUCGAACCGAAAGUAAUAUUUUUCUAACGUUAUGUCUAAAUACAGUACUGUAUACUGAAUAUUUUUGAUAACGUGACAGAAUUUCGGUGUCACUUUCUUUGGAUCCGAUUCUUUCACUAUUUGACAAUGCAUUUUUUUGCGAAUAUUGUGACAAAAACAUUUUCGGGAGCAAAGCUUAUGCCUUCCUGUGCAU
Diprion similis is the source of this 1897-nucleotide messenger RNA. RefSeq names its product zinc finger protein OZF-like. The coding region runs from base 312 to 1622 and encodes 436 amino acids. The record is from RefSeq and is a predicted model, not a curated record. The transcript has 2 exons. NCBI's taxonomy places the organism in Eukaryota, Metazoa, Arthropoda, Insecta, Hymenoptera, Diprionidae.